AUGUCUUUAGAAAUCGGUUCUACACAUGCAAUUCAGAUAAAAUGCUCCUACAUGAUAGAAAAAUACAAAAAGAAGCUGAAGAAGCUGAAACGGCUUAAAAGGGAGAUGAAGUCGUUCUUUGAGAAAAAGAGAAUGGAAAACUACAUUGACAGAUAUUUUAUUAACAAAGAAAGAGAGCAUCUACACUGCGAAUUAGCUAAAGAGAAAGAAAAAAUACAUUUAGAACAUCUGGAAAAAUUAAAGGAGAUAUACAACAACUAUUUUGCAGAUAUAUUUUUGUAUGAACAAGAAUACUAUCAAUGUAUUUAUAAAGUAUUCAAGAAUUUGCUACUAAAGAAGGAAGAAAUUGAUGAGAAGGAAAAACGAGAACAAGUAUAUAUGAUGUUUUCAGACAAAAAUAUAAACACAUACACAAUUUGGGAAAACAAAACUGAACAUGCAAACAAUAAUUUCUUGAUUGACAAUGAGAAACAAACAGAACAUGGGGAAGAUAAAAAGAAUUUUGAUAUAGAAAAUUUGUGCCAACUAAAUAUAAACGAAAUUUAUCAAAGCAUCAUCCUCAAUCAAAGUGAAAAAACACACACACACAAUGACGAAGGUGAUUAUAUAUCUAACACAAUCAGAUGCAAGAUUAAAAAUGAGGAAAAUCCCCCUAUCACCCUUUUCUCAGAUGAACAAAGUAAAGUCUCUAGUGAACUGUGUAUAAAUUUAUCAAAAAAGGAGAAAAGUGAUCAUGAAAUGGAAGAUAAUGAAAAAAAUAUCACGGAUAAGGGUAACAUGAUUUGUGUGCUCAGUCCACACGGAAAAAAAGCUACUGCAGUAGAGGAAGCCCUUGAGGAAGUAGCAACUGACACGGGCAAUGGUAUGAUCCAAGAUGUUUGCAAUGAAAUGAUCAAGGAAGUGUACAAUGAAACAAUCGAAGAAGUAGAAACUUCCGGAGAUGUGCUAGAAAAUGCAUUCGAAUUGAAAGACAAUUCUGAUUAUGAAGAAGAAAUUCAAACAAAUACGCCCACUUCAGGUGAAAAAAUUAAGCAAGAAAAUUGGCAUACAGAAGACGUAAAACAUGCAUACCUAAACGUGGAAGAAGAAAAUUAUAAUCAUAAUAAGGAUUACUUAGGUCGAGAAAAAAGUUCUAAUAAAUGUGAAGAUGAAAAGGAAAAAAUACAUUCCAAAUCGAAAGAAGCAAAAUAUUGUGAUCAAAUGUUUGAAAAAAGCGAAACAGAGAAUGAUAGAAACAAUGUAUUUAUAGAUGAGCAGGAUGAAAUUAAAUGCUCCAGAAAUAUGGAUACAUUAGAGGGGGAAAGAAAUACUCCCAGGAAUCCUUGCAUUUUAAACCAUAAUGAUGAAUACAUAAAUAAUGAAAAUUUAAAAAGUGUGGAAUAUAUAUACACCAAUGCAGGGGAUGAAAAAUGCCCAAGCAACGAUAUCGAUGAAGAUGUGUUACAUGAACAAAUUAGGAAAGUGGUAGCAAAUAGUAACAUUUGUGAAACUAGCCAAAUGGAAGAUGAACAAAAGGGAACCGAAGAAUUUGAUGAUGUUAUAGAAAAUAAUAUAAACUUUAAUAUAUCUAGUUACUUUAGUGGAAGUUAUGAUGAUAUUAACGAUUCUGGGGAAUUGGGAAAAAUUGAUGAAAAUAUAGUUCCAUUGAAUAAUGAUACUUUUUAUAAUGAUAUUGACAAUCCAGAAUAUGGCAUGAUAGAAGAACAUAGUUCUGUUGUAAAUUCUACAGAAUUGAUAAACGACCUUAAGAAAAAUCAUGACCAAAUCGAAAUACAAAAUGGGGAAGAGUCCACAAUAUUUAGCACAGGAGAAGAUUCCCAUGUGGAAAAAGAACUACACAAUGAAGUGGUCGAUGCAAUGUCCAAAGAACAAAACGAUUUGGUAAAAAGCGUGGAAACCAAUUCGAAAGGAGAUAAAGCACUUGCACUGACACUCACACCGAUUAACGAGAACAUGAGGAACAGCGAUGAAUAUAUGAAAGAGUUCAAUGAAGAGAACCAAAAAAUUCAUUCAUCAAAACAUAGUACAUUAUAUUCUUAUCACAACGAAUAUUUCAUACCGAUUGAAAAAAUGCAAACCUUUGAAAACUACGCCGAAAAAAUUAGCCGAUUGGAAAAUUAUGAAAAUAUGCUGCAUUUUAUAAACUCUGGAGAUGCCACCCAAAGGGGAAAUGCUAGUCAUUCAAGUCGCACAGAUGAUGCUAAACAAAAUGGUGUUACUGCAAGCACGAUAAAUCAGCCAGUUCAUAAUAAACCGAACGUGAAUUUGGAAUUAAACAGAGUUGAAGAGUUGAUAAAUUACAUGAGUGCGAAAAAGAACGAAAUAGCAAAAAAUGGUUUUAAAAAGAAAAAAAAGGAUAUUAAGUAA
This is a messenger RNA of Plasmodium gonderi, 2367 nucleotides long. RefSeq lists its product as hypothetical. NCBI's taxonomy places the organism in Eukaryota, Apicomplexa, Aconoidasida, Haemosporida, Plasmodiidae. The record is from RefSeq and is a predicted model, not a curated record. The transcript has 4 exons. The coding region runs from base 1 to 2367 and encodes 788 amino acids.